AUGAGUCUCACGUCUCAAUCUUUCGUGCAAGACGACCUACCCGAAGCGUUAGCCCCCGACCCUCAAAACAAAAAAGAUUUCAAGGUAGCAGACAACUGUUUUGCCUUCUCACCAGGCCAAUUAAACAAACUUUAUAACUCUAAAUCUCUCCCUGCACUUUAUACUAUUGGUGAACUCCACGGUCUCGAGUAUAGCCUGCGCACCAAUCUCGACGCUGGGCUGUCAGCUGGCGAGUCAAUCCUUCCCGGGGCUGUUAUACUAGAAAAGACAAGACAGGCUGCAUUGUUCAAGCUGUUAUCUUGUUAUUACUGGCAAAAUAUAAAGCUGCCAAAAGUCGAUUGUCAAGUAAGAGUAGUCCACUCCGGAAGGUUGAGGAUGGUCCAUAUCAACGACAUGGUCGUUGGCGAUGUUGUCUAUAUUGGGCCAGGCGAUUGUGCCCCCGCCGAUGGGGUGGUAAUAGUGAACCAUGGGCUGGAAUAUGACGAGUCCAUAGCGACCAGUGAAUUAGAUCAGAUCGAAAAAGUCACUGGUGAGAAGGCUACUGCUAAUAAGAAUCCUUUCACUAUAUCGGGAAGCAAAGUCCUCGAAGGCUUGGGCACAUAUCUGGUGACCAAUGUGGGCCUGUACUCGAUGUACGGCCGGAUAAUAGUGUCUCUGGGAACCGAGAGUGCGCCAACCCCACUAUGA
This is a messenger RNA of Aspergillus homomorphus CBS 101889, 687 nucleotides long. Its product is annotated as calcium ATPase. NCBI's taxonomy places the organism in Eukaryota, Fungi, Ascomycota, Eurotiomycetes, Eurotiales, Aspergillaceae. Gene Ontology annotation, biological process: intracellular calcium ion homeostasis. The transcript has 3 exons. Bases 1 to 687 code for a protein of 228 amino acids. Gene Ontology annotation, cellular component: intracellular membrane-bounded organelle. Gene Ontology annotation, molecular function: P-type calcium transporter activity. The record is from RefSeq and is a predicted model, not a curated record.